Priapulus caudatus is the source of this 541-nucleotide messenger RNA. RefSeq lists its product as uncharacterized. The record is from RefSeq and is a predicted model, not a curated record. NCBI's taxonomy places the organism in Eukaryota, Metazoa, Priapulida, Priapulimorpha, Priapulimorphida, Priapulidae. The coding region runs from base 179 to 541 and encodes 120 amino acids. The transcript has 2 exons.
UCAAUUUAAAUACGGAAAACCUUCAGAUCUGUUUGAUUACACCAAUCCGGACUGGGCGCCAACUUUGGAACUAGGCCAUGGCAAGGUGGACAGAGCUGCAACAGAAAGAGACUCCAAAUGUCACAAAAGUAUUGUUAAGAGACAUGCAAAAAAGAAACGCGUUGAUGUGGCCAAUACUAUGCUACAACUGCAGGAUUAUCGCGGCGGAGAAGAAGCGAUGGUCGAGGGUCAUGAUCGAGAGCAAGUCACAAAUGUUACAGAAGCCGGAGGAACAGCUACUCAGGCGGACUUGACUGCAAACACUGUGAAUGCCAUGCAGACCGAGAUACAGCAGUUGCUGACAGAGAACAGGAAUCUUAAGGAAAAACUCCAAAACGAGUACACUAAGUUUGAUUCAGAAUUUUUCAAAGAUGACAACGAUAAAGUGAAGUGGCUGGCGCUCAAUCUUCUCUGUUGUCAUUCCAAAUUCAGCCCAACAAUGAUGCAAAUUGAUGUUCGCGCGAACUUUAUAUUAUGUUGCGUCAGAUUAGACACACACUAG